AAAAUAAAUAUAAAAUUACAAUGUGAUGUUUUAAAAUUUAUGAUUUGUAUAAGAAAAAACAACAAUACUACGCGACACUGAAGUUAUGCUAUGCGAUGGACAGGACGAAUUAAUUUAUCGAUUUAUAGCUAUAGGAGAUACUGGCGGCCAACCAAUAGAGCCUUACGUGAGUGAGAUGCAAUUAAAAGUGGCGGAAACAAUGAAAGAAUUUGUCAUAAUCAAUAAAACCUCCGUUUUAUUGCUUGGUGAUAAUUUUUAUGCUGACGGUGUGGAAGAUAUCAAAGACGAUAGAUUUAAAAUAACGUUUGAGAACGUUUAUCUUGGACCUUUAAAGGAUAUCAAUUGGUACGUUAUAGCUGGAAACCAUGAUUACAGGGGAAAUGUGACGGCUCAGAUGGAAUAUCGAAAGAAAUCUGAAAGAUGCGAUGCCCUGUUACGCCUAUUUAGCCGAUAUCGGAUGGUCAAACCAAUACCACGGAUACUAACAAGGGCAUUUAUUAAUUUUAAUAAAUUAUUGAACAUAAGGAAAUAUCCUGAUUUGUAUUACAAGAUUGGUUUAAUGAUAGAUAUUAAGUAUAGAGAUAAUGAAUCGUUGAAGGAGUCCAUAGUAAUAGACGUUUUAAUGUUGGAUACUAAUGUACUCAUCAACAAAGGCUCUAAUGGGUUAGAAGAGGAAAAAUAUGUGAACGAAGACUCUCAAUUGCAUCAUAAACAAUGGUUAUAUAAUCACAUGAGCAUGGCCGAUUUUUUGGUAGUGGCUGGACACCAUCCAAUAUAUUCGUUCGGUGUAGCAGGAGCCACAAAAUUACUACAAUUCUUAAAUCCCUGGCUCAGAGAUAAUAUGGCCUCAUUGUUUAUUUGUGGCCAUGAUCAUGAUUUACAAUAUAUAGAAGAAGACACCGAUAAUAUUACAAUGAAGUAUGCAGUAUUUGGUUCUGGUUCUAAGCUUGACCUACAAAGAAGGAUAUAUCCCUAUGCCAACGAAAGGAAAAUAUUUAGGUAUGCGGAAAAAGGAGGUUUUGGUUUAUUAAAUUUCAUGUAUCCUAGCAAACGCUUGGUGGUGGCGUACUAUAACGAGGAUGGCGUAUUUCUUUACCGAAAGAAAAUCUACAGGAGGAAUCAACAAUUUUAUCAGAAUAAAUAA
Messenger RNA from Gordionus sp. m RMFG-2023, 1144 nucleotides. Its product is annotated as tartrate-resistant acid phosphatase type 5-like. Gene Ontology annotation, molecular function: ferric iron binding; ferrous iron binding; acid phosphatase activity. The transcript is spliced from 7 exons. The record is from RefSeq and is a predicted model, not a curated record. NCBI's taxonomy places the organism in Eukaryota, Metazoa, Nematomorpha, Gordioida, Chordodea, Parachordodidae. The coding region runs from base 86 to 1144 and encodes 352 amino acids.